Molecule: messenger RNA, 1329 nt
Organism: Rhea pennata
Lineage: Eukaryota; Metazoa; Chordata; Aves; Rheiformes; Rheidae
Gene: TACR3
Product: tachykinin receptor 3
Exons: 5
Coding region: 1-1329 (442 amino acids)
Biological process (GO): G protein-coupled receptor signaling pathway; positive regulation of flagellated sperm motility
Cellular component (GO): plasma membrane; sperm midpiece
Molecular function (GO): tachykinin receptor activity
Source: RefSeq, a predicted model, not a curated record
AUGACUUCUGUCCCCACAGCCAACUGGAGUGUGAACACAAGCAGCAGGUGGAAUGCGAGCCUUGCUGAGUCGGGGGAUCUCUGGGGACAGGCACAGGGAGCACUGGCUGGAAAUGCUUCUCCUCCUGUAGUAUCCUCAGCAGCCAACUUCUCCAAUCAGUUUGUGCAACCAUCUUGGCGCAUUGCCCUGUGGUCUCUGGCGUAUGGCGGGGUGGUGGCAGUGGCUGUCUUCGGAAAUCUCAUUGUCAUCUGGAUCAUCCUAGCUCACAAGCGCAUGAGGACAGUGACCAAUUACUUCCUGGUGAACCUAGCCUUCUCAGAUGCCUCCAUGGCUGCUUUUAAUACACUCAUCAACUUCAUCUAUGCACUGCAUAGCGAGUGGUACUUUGGAGAGGCUUACUGCCGCUUCCACAACUUCUUCCCCAUCACAGCUGUCUUUGCCAGCAUCUACUCCAUGACAGCGAUUGCAGUGGACAGGUAUAUGGCCAUUAUUGAUCCCCUGAAACCCAGACUCUCUGCAACUGCUACCAAGGUUGUCAUUGGAAGCAUAUGGAUUUUGGCUGUUCUGCUGGCCCUUCCCCAGUGCCUCUACUCCAUAACCAAGGUGAUGCCUGGGAGAACUCUUUGCUAUGUAGCAUGGCCAGGUGGUCCAAAACAGCAUUUUACGUAUCAUCUCAUUGUGAUUGUGCUGGUCUACUGCUUUCCACUGCUUGUCAUGGGCAUCACUUACAGCAUAGUAGGAAUUACCCUCUGGGGAGGAGAAAUCCCAGGUGACACAUCUGACAAAUAUCAUGAGCAGCUCAAAGCUAAGAGAAAGGUGGUAAAAAUGAUGAUUGUGGUUGUGCUGACAUUUGCCAUCUGCUGGCUGCCAUACCACAUUUACUUCAUAGUUACUGGGAUCUAUCAACAAUUAAAUCGGUGGAAAUACAUUCAGCAAAUCUAUUUGGCCAGCUUUUGGCUUGCCAUGAGCUCUACAAUGUACAAUCCCAUUAUCUACUGCUGUCUUAAUAAGAGGUUUCGAGUUGGCUUCAAGCGAGCCUUCCGCUGGUGCCCCUUCAUUGAGGUGUCCAACUACGACGAGCUGGAGCUCAAAGCAACCAGGUUACAUCCCACCCGGCAAAGCAGCCUAUACGCUGUGUCCAGAAUGGAGUCCAGUAUGACUGUAGUGUUUGACACUAAUGACGGAGUUAAUUCCCAGGCCAAUCAUAAGAAAAAGGCAACUGCAAGGGAUGUGAGCUUCAACGGCUGUUCACGCAAAAAUUCCAAGACCACCUCUACAACCUCAAGUUUCAUCGGUUCACCAUACAUAUCAACAGAUGACUAUUCCUAA